AUGUCCCAGAUAAGACCAGAACCAAAAAUAGAUGUGCCUGAAGGAGAUUACAAAAAAGGAGCCAAGCUUUUUAAAGCAAAAUGUGCUCAAUGUCAUACGAUUAAUAAAGGUGGAGCCGUUAAACAAGGUCCAAAUUUACAUGGAUUUUAUGGAAGAAAAUCUGGAGAGUCUGAUUUCCCAUUUUCUGAUGCAAAUAAGAAUUCAGGUAUUAUUUGGUCAGAUAAGCAUUUAUACGAAUAUUUACUGAACCCGAAGUUAUACAUCCCUGGAACGAAAAUGAUUUUUGCGGGUAUCAAGAAGGAAAAGGAAAGGGCAGAUUUGAUUGAAUAUUUAAAGAAGGCUUCGUCAGAGUGA
Molecule: messenger RNA, 354 nt
Organism: Plasmodium gonderi
Lineage: Eukaryota; Apicomplexa; Aconoidasida; Haemosporida; Plasmodiidae
Product: cytochrome c
Exons: 2
Coding region: 1-354 (117 amino acids)
Biological process (GO): mitochondrial electron transport, cytochrome c to oxygen; mitochondrial electron transport, ubiquinol to cytochrome c
Cellular component (GO): mitochondrial intermembrane space
Molecular function (GO): heme binding; electron transfer activity
Source: RefSeq, a predicted model, not a curated record